CACCCCGGGGGUUAUGGAGGCUCCAGGGGCGCAGCGGCGGGGCAAAGAGAGGGUGGCCGAGGGAACAUCUCUGGAGGAACGCGAGCCCGGAGACGCAGGCCUUUGCUUGUGUGGAAGAAGACGAUGACGACGACACUGUUGCAUGGAUGAUUUUAUGUAAUUUACACUUGCUAGAUUUGCAAAAGGCAAUUAUCAUUGUGAAGUGUUUACACUGAUUAUGGAGGAAGGUGGCCUAGGAGAGGGAUGCCGAUAAUAUCAACACAGUGGAUUAAAUGCACAUUUACACCUUUAUUGACACAUAUAUUAUCCAUGCCAAGAAUGCUGGUGGAGCAACAAGGAAGAUGCUGGUGAAGCAAUGAUGUGGCACAGACUGUUAAAUAUGGAUUCAGCUCUGCCAACUCCCUAUAACGCACAUCAAUGGAUUUCUACAUCUGAGCUAAAAUAGGGAAUAAAGGGCUUACAGUGCUAGUCUGUUAAGAUAAUUAGCAGAGAUGGCAAACCAGAGAUCUGAAAGGAUUAUAAAAAACAAGGAAGAGAUUUGAAGGUCCUCUCUAUUUUUUGUUUCACAUUAAUGUUUUCUUAUUCAUACUGUGGAUUUUGAGGGAAAAGCUUCAGGAGACACGCAGGAUAUUUGUUACUGGGAAAUGGAAUCUGGAUCAGAGUCUAGCCAGCAUCAGAAAAGAAAGCCUGUGACACAUGGACUGGAAGAUCAAAAAGAAUUUAUACAGACUGGGCCAAUCACUAUCUAGCAAAAUCUGGUCAUAAACGUUUGAUAAAAGAUCUGCAACAAGAUGUGACUGACGGAGUUUUACUGGCUGAAAUCAUCCAGGUAGUAGCAAAUGAGAAAAUUGAAGACAUCAAUGGCUGUCCAAAGAAUAGAUCUCAAAUGAUUGAAAAUAUAGAUGCGUGCCUGAGUUUUUUGGCUGCCAAAGGAAUAAACAUACAGGGACUGUCUGCAGAAGAAAUCAGGAAUGGGAAUUUAAAGGCUAUCUUAGGCCUUUUCUUCAGUCUGUCACGAUAUAAGCAGCAGCAACAGCAGCCCCCUAAACAAUAUUCACAGCCCCACCCAUCCCAGCAACCUCCCACAUCACCCCAGCAAGUAAGGCCUCCAUCCCAGUGCCAAUUUGGGCUGCAAGAACAGCAAAUCCAACAAGAACAGCAGCAGCAGCAGCAGCAGCAACCACCACCACCACAAUCUGUGCCAGCAUCACCCCAGUCUCAGUGCCAACAACCCCAGCAAGCACCACAUCCUCAGUUAAAAGCACAACCAGAAAUGCAGUCCAGUGCAUCACCCAGGGACUCAUCUCAAAGCAAAAUCAUCCGAUUCACUCUCGGUCAGAAAAAGGCUUCUAGACUUCCAGGUCCUACGAGAGUUUCAGCUGCAGGCAGCGAAGCAAAAACUCGUGGUUCAGUUAAUGCCAACAACCGGCGCAGCCAGAGCUUUAACAACUACGACAAAUCCAAACCCACAAGCCCACCAUCCCUUCUAUCAAAUAGCAAUGAGAAAGAGCCAGCAGACAAUUUAGCCUCUCAGCACACAGGAAUGAAUGAAAAUGCACCACCUUCAACCCAAAGCAGCAGUAGCAACAACAUUGCCGGUUGCAAUAACUCCUCAGCCAUCCCCCAGCCCAACUCUGCCGUUAAGCCCUGGCGCAGCAAGUCACUCAGUGCCAAGCACACCGCUACGUCUUCCAUAUUAUCAGUAAAACAGCAGGUCCAGGAACCUCCGAAAUCCUCUCCAGAGAUGGUCAAACCAACUCCCAACGGUCAGAAAUCCAUGCUGGAAAAGCUGAAGCUUUUUAAUACAAAAGGAGGCUCCAAAGCAGGAGGGUCAUCCCUUGAAUGCCCGGGGUCUCGAGACACUAGUUGUGAAAGACUAGAGGCCCUCCCUAGCUUUGAGGAAAGUGAAGAGAUUGAAGCUGCAAAUCGGAACGCAAACAACCCCACAUCAAACAGUCCCAAAAUUGCACUCAAGGGAAUUGCACAAAGAACGUUCAGUCGGGCACUGACCAAUAAGAAGAGUUCCCCAAAGGGCAAUGAGAAAGAAAAAGAGAAGCAAAAGGAUAAAGAAAAGGAAAAGGGCAAAGACGUUGCCAAGAGAAUAUCUGUAACCGAGAAAGCAGACGUGAAAGAGGAGCCGAAAGAAGAACAGAUCCCACCAGCUACAACCGAGAUGCCAAAAAAAUCCUCCAAGAUCGCAAGCUUUAUCCCUAAAGGAGGAAAGCUAAACAGUGCCAAGAAGGAGGCACCUGCCCCUUCGCACAGUGGAAUACCAAAACCAGGGUUGAAAACUGCCACAGGGAAAUCCUCAAGUGCCCCAAGCUGUUCGGCAAAGGAUGGUGAGAGAAGCCGCGGAGGGAAGGCUGCCUCAGGCCUCUCUCAUCAGAAGCCCCAGCUGGACGGCAGGAAUUCCAGUUCCACAUCAAGUUUGGCCUCCUCUGAAGGGAGAGGCAUUGGAGGGGUGCCUGCUCUGAGUACUAGUAGCAGUACCCAGGCUGUCAAUGGGCCCACAGGCAGUACCACACAGACCACAGGAAGCAAUACUGUGAGUGUUCAGCUACCUCAUCCACAACAGCAAUACAGCCACCCGAAUACUGCCACAGUAGCACCAUUCAUGUACAGAUCCCAGACAGACAAUGAAGGGAAUGUAACGGCUGAGCCCAGCACUGGAGGGAUGGGCACGAGCAUGGAUUCUGCUCCUUACACUAAAACUGCACAGCCUAUUUUAGAAGAUCUUUCUGGGGAAGAUCCAGAAGCUCGACGAUUGCGAACCGUCAAGAAUAUCGCUGAUCUUCGACAAAACUUGGAGGAGACCAUGUCAAGCUUACGAGGGACCCAGGUUUCUCACAGCACCUUGGAGACCACCUUUGAUACCAAUGUCACCACUGAAAUAAGCGGACGCAGUAUUCUCAGUAUGACGGGAAGGCCGACACCCUUAUCAUGGAGACUUGGGCAAUCUAGUCCCCGCCUUCAGGCAGGUGAUGCUCCAUCAGUGGGCAAUGGAUAUCCUCCAAGAGCCAAUGCCAGCCGGUUCAUCAAUGCAGAAUCAGGGCGUUAUAUGUAUUCAGCUCCCUUAAGAAGACAGCUAGCAUCGCGGGGCAGUAACGUUUGUCAUGUGGAUAUCACCGACAAAGGAGGCGACGAAAUAGAUCUUGAAGGAAUCAACAUGGAUGCCACAGGUUACAUGAGUGACGGAGAUGUUCUGGGGAAAAAUAUAAGGACUGAUGAUAUUACAAGUGGGUACAUGACAGAUGGUGGAUUGGGCCUUUACACUCGAAGGCUAAACAGACUUCCGGAUGGGAUGGCUGCUGUACGGGAAACUCUGCAACGCAAUACCUCGCUGGGCCUGGGCGAUGCAGACAGCUGGGAUGACAGCAGUUCUGUCAGCAGUGGGAUCAGUGACACCAUAGAUAACCUCAGCACCGAUGACAUUAACACAAGCUCCUCCAUCAGCUCCUAUGCCAACACACCUGCGUCCUCUCGUAAGAAUAUAGAUUCCCAGACUGAUGCUGAAAAGCAUUCCCAAGUGGAGCGGAAUUCCUUGUGGUCUGGCGACGAAAUCAAGAAAUCCGAUGGUGGCUCAGACAGUGGUGUGAAGAUGGAGCCUGGGUCUAAAUGGAGAAGGAAUCCCUCUGAUGUGUCUGAUGAAUCUGAUAAAAGCAAUUCUGGGAGGAAGAACACAGUCAUUUCGCAGACGGGUUCCUGGAGACGGGGCAUGUCAGCUCAGGUUGGCAUUACCACACCAAGGACAAAAGCGGCAGCCACCUCAGGAACUUUGAAGACACCUGGAACAGGAAAAACUGAUGAUGCCAAGGUAUCGGAAAAGGGUAGAAUCUCUCCCAAAUCCGGACACAUUAAACGUUCCCCAUCAGAUGCUGGACGGAGCAGUGGUGAUGAAUCAAAGAAACCUUCUGCAAAUAACUCUAGAACAGCUGCUGCUAACACAAAUGCAUUUGGAUUUAAGAAACAGAGUGGGUCAGCUGUAGGCAUGACCAUAAUAACAGCUAGUGGGGCAACUAUCACUAGUAGAUCAGCUACUCUGGGCAAAAUCCCCAAGUCAUCUGGUCUUAUGGGAAGGUCUACUGGUCGGAAGACUAGUGUUGAUGGCUCACAGAAUCAGGACGAUGGUUACUUAGCCAUUAGUACUCGAAGCAAUCUUCAGUACCGGAGUUUACCCAGGCCCAGCAAAUCCAGCAGCAGAAGCGGAGCUGGCAAUAGAUCUAGCACCAGCAGCAUAGAUUCCAACAUAAGUAGCAAGUCAGCAGGCUUGCCUGUUCCUAAAAUGAGAGAGCCAGCCAAAGUUGCCCUUGGGAGCUCUCUGCCAGGUUUAGUCAACCAAACAGAUAAAGAGAAAGGGAUCUCAUCAGACAACGAAAGUGUAAUCUCUUGUAAUUCUGUUAAAAUGAACCCAGCAUCUCAGCCGGCUUCAAGUGCAUCCCAGAGUGCUCACCAGCAAGGAGUCAAGUACCCAGAUGUAGCCUCUCCUACCUUGCGCAGACUUUUUGGUGGAAAGCCAAGUAAACAAGCUCCCAUCACAACUGCAGAAAGCAUGAAAAAUUCAGUGGUCAUCUCCAACCCACAUGCAACCAUGAACCAACAGGGGAACCUGGAUUCUCCUUCUGGCAGUGGCAUAUUGAGCAGUGGUGGUAGUAGUCCCCUUUAUAGCAAGAAUGCAGACAUGAACCAGUCUCCAUUAGCUUCUAGUCCCAGUUCAGCUCAUUCGGCUCCUUCCAACAGCUUAACCUGGGGCACAAAUGCCAGUAGUUCUUCUGCUGUUAGCAAGGAUGGGAUUGGAUACCACUCUGUUAGCAGCCUGCACACCAGUUGUGAAUCCAUUGAUAUUUCACUCAGCAGCGGAGGCGGCCUGAGCCACAACUCGUCCAGUGGCUUGAUUGCAGCUUCUAAAGAUGACUCGCUGACUCCCUUUGUUAGAACCAACAGUGUAAAGACAACAUUGUCAGAGAGCCCUCUCUCUUCCCCUGCUGCUAGUCCCAAAUUCUGCAGAAAUACUUUACCCAGGAGGCAGGACAGCGACCCUCAUCUUGAUAGGAACACUUUGCCUAAGAAAGGACUCAGGUAUACUCCUUCAUCGCAACUUCGCAGUCAAGAAGAAGCAAAAGAAUGGCUGCGUUCACACUCUGCAGGAGGACUUCAGGAUACAGUUGUCAGUUCUCCAUUUUCCUCUGGUUCCAGCGUCACAUCACCUUCUGGAACUAGAUUUAACUUCUCCCAACUGGCAAGCCCCACCACAGCAGCCCAGAUGAGUUUGUCAAACCCAACCAUGCUACGGACGCACAGUCUUUCUAAUGCGGAUGGCCCUUAUGAUCCUUACAGUGACACCCGGUUCCGGAACAGCUCAAUGUCACUGGAUGAAAAGAGCAGGACAAUGAGCCGUUCGGGGUCUUUCCGGGAUGGCUUUGAAGAGGUGCAUGGAUCUUCUCUCUCUUUGGUUUCAAGUACAUCAUCUAUUUACUCAACGCCUGAAGAGAAAUGUCAAUCAGAGAUUCGCAAGCUAAGGAGGGAGUUGGAUGCAUCCCAAGAGAAAGUCUCGGCUCUGACAACACAGUUGACUGCCAAUGCUCACCUCGUGGCAGCAUUUGAACAGAGCUUAGGAAAUAUGACCAUUAGACUACAAAGCCUUACCAUGACAGCAGAACAGAAGGAUUCAGAACUGAAUGAGUUAAGAAAAACUAUUGAACUACUGAAAAAACAAAAUGCUGCUGCUCAGGCUGCCAUAAAUGGUGUAAUUAAUACACCUGAGCUCGCCUGCAAAGGAAGUGGGACUGCGCAAACCACUGAUUUGCGGAUCCGGAGGCAGCACUCCUCAGACAGUGUCUCUAGCAUUAACAGCGCAACCAGCCAUUCCAGUGUGGGAAGCAACAUAGAAUGUGACUCCAAGAAAAAGAAAAGAAAGAACUGGGUCAACGAGUUGCGUAGUUCCUUCAAACAAGCAUUUGGUAAAAAGAAGUCCCCCAAGUCAGCAUCUUCUCAUUCAGAUAUUGAGGAGAUGACGGAUUAUUCCCUGCCCUCAUCGCCAAAACUGCAUCACAAUGGCUCAGUUGUCUCUACGCCAUUACUGAGAACGUCCCAUUCCAAUUCACUGAUUUCAGAAUGUAUCGAUAGUGAAGCGGAAACAGUGAUGCAGUUGCGAAAUGAGCUGAGAGACAAAGAGAUGAAGCUAACCGAUAUCCGUUUGGAGGCCCUCAGCUCCGCCCACCAACUUGACCAACUUCGGGAAGCUAUGAACAGAAUGCAGAGUGAGAUCGAGAAACUAAAAGCAGAAAAUGACCGGCUGAAGUCGGAAAAUCAAGGCAGCUGCAGCAGGGCCCAAUCUCAGGUUUCCAUUUCAUCCUCUCCAAGGCAGUCCAUGGGUCUUUCCCAGCACAGCCUGAACCUCACAGAGUCAGCGAGUCUUGACAUGCUGCUGGAUGACCCCAGUGAUGGUUCUUCUCGAAAAGAAGGUGGCAGGCAUGUUAAAAUAGUUGUCAGUUUUCAGGAUGAAGUUAAAUGGAGAGAAGAUUCCAGGCCUCGCCUCUUCCUUAUUGGCUGCAUAGGCGUCAGUGGAAAGACCAAAUGGGAUGUUCUCGAUGGCGUUGUUAGAAGGCUGUUUAAGGAAUACAUCAUUCAUGUUGAUCCUGCGAGUCAGCUAGGGCUGAAUUCAGACAGUGUCCUGGGAUACAGCAUUGGGGAAAUCGUUCGCACAAAUAGCAUGGAGACACCUGAGCUGCUUCCCUGUGGCUAUCUGGUUGGUGAAAACAAUACCAUAUCGGUGACUAUCAAAGGGAUUGCAGAGAAUAGUUUGGACUGCCUGGUGUUUGAGUCCCUGAUCCCCAAGCCUAUUCUGCAGCGCUAUGUGUCACUCCUGAUGGAGCACAGGAGAAUCAUCUUAUCUGGCCCAAGUGGCACAGGAAAGACCUACCUAGCCAAUCGUCUGUCAGAGUAUAUGGUCCUUAGAGAGGGCAGGGAGCUGGCUGAUGGUGCUAUUGCAACAUUUAACGUGGAUCACAAGUCCAGUAAGGAACUCCGCCAAUACCUCUCCAACCUUGCUGACCAAUGCAAUAGUGAAAACAAUGCUGUGGAGAUGCCUCUUGUGAUCAUCCUGGACAACUUGCACCAUGUCAGCUCCCUGGGAGAGAUCUUCAAUGGGCUCUUGAACUGCAAGUACCACAAAUGUCCCUACAUUAUUGGAACUAUGAACCAGGCAACUUCCUCUACACCAAACCUUCAGCUCCACCACAACUUCAGAUGGGUGUUGUGUGCCAACCACACUGAGCCAGUCAAGGGCUUUCUUGGCCGUUUCUUGAGAAGAAAGCUCAUUGAAACGGAGAUUGGUGGCCGUAUGAGAAAUGCGGAACUAAUUAAAAUUAUAGACUGGAUUCCCAAAGUCUGGCAGCAUCUCAACAAGUUCUUAGAGGCCCACAGCUCUUCAGAUGUUACUAUUGGUCCACGACUCUUCCUCUCCUGCCCUAUAGAUGUCGACGGUUCUAGGGUUUGGUUUACUGACCUGUGGAACUACUCUAUUGUUCCCUACCUUCUUGAGGCUGUCAGAGAAGGGCUACAGUUGUAUGGAAGAAGAGCACCAUGGGAAGACCCUGCCAAAUGGGUAAUGGACACUUACCCAUGGGCAGCCACCCCACAACACCACGAAUGGCCUCCUUUGCUGCAACUGCGGCCAGAAGAUGUUGGAUUUGAUGGUUACUCCAUGCCUCGGGAAGGUUCAACCAGCAAGCAAGUUCCACCUAGUGAUGCUGAAGGAGAUCCUCUGAUGAACAUGCUGAUGAGAUUGCAGGAAGCGGCUAACUAUUCAAGCCCGCAGAGUUACGACAGUGACUCCAACAGCAAUAGCCAUCAUGACGACAUCCUGGAUUCAUCUCUGGAAUCAACAUUAUGAUGCGAA
Lacerta agilis (Sand lizard) is the source of this 7897-nucleotide messenger RNA. RefSeq names its product neuron navigator 2 (gene NAV2). Gene Ontology annotation, biological process: nervous system development; neurogenesis. Gene Ontology annotation, molecular function: ATP hydrolysis activity; ATP binding; protein binding. The coding region runs from base 887 to 7891 and encodes 2334 amino acids. The record is from RefSeq and is a predicted model, not a curated record. The transcript has 40 exons. NCBI's taxonomy places the organism in Eukaryota, Metazoa, Chordata, Lepidosauria, Squamata, Lacertidae.